Messenger RNA from Suillus bovinus, 657 nucleotides. RefSeq lists its product as uncharacterized. The annotation marks the transcript as partial. The record is from RefSeq and is a predicted model, not a curated record. The transcript is spliced from 5 exons. Lineage: Eukaryota; Fungi; Basidiomycota; Agaricomycetes; Boletales; Suillaceae.
GCUGCACGUUGGAUUCCAUGGGGGGUAGACCUGUUCUGCAAUUUAGCAGAUGUCUUUCAAAUUGCUCCCCUCAUCGAGCAACGCAAUGCAGCGGAAAAGGGUGACCAUGUAGAGGAUGAAGAAACGAAGAUUGAUUGCGAGGCAAUCUUGUCAAACGUCCCAAAGGAUGUAGAAGAACGGACAAUGCACACCUACAAGAAGAUCACUGCCGCAGCCCCUUACUUGCUAACCUUGGUGAAUGGCAACAGGAAGAAGCAACACGAACUCGAGGGACUUCUUGCUGAGAUGCAAGUUGUCAUCGGACAAGUUCGUUCAGAGGAUGCCAGUCAUCUGAAACCUGUCAUCGGAAAAUACACAGCGCCCGACCCUGACGACAAAGACCUGGUACUUUCCAUUUCUGCUAACAGUCACAAGUCACAUGCAAGGAUGGGUCUUAACCACCCACAACUCACCAGGAUGCUCUGUCCGGUGAAUACACGCAAUAAAUUACAAAGCGGUGAGAUCAAGAUGCACACUUUGGUAUGGCCAUCUAUGGUAUACUCUGGUAACAUCCCGGGAGAAGACUUCGACCCAAAGCAAGUUCAAAAGGGGCUACUUGAAGGUUACCUUAUUGAGCGAGUCAUGAAGCAUCUUUUCACAGGCCCUUCCACCGCUCUU